Ictidomys tridecemlineatus (thirteen-lined ground squirrel) is the source of this 381-nucleotide messenger RNA. The record is from RefSeq and is a predicted model, not a curated record. NCBI's taxonomy places the organism in Eukaryota, Metazoa, Chordata, Mammalia, Rodentia, Sciuridae.
AUCUUUCAGAUUGCUACAAAGGACCCUUUAAACCCAAUUAAGCAAGAUGUGAAAAAAGGGAAACUCCGUUAUGUUGCGAAUUUGUUUCCCUACAAGGGGUACAUCUGGAACUAUGGUGCCAUCCCUCAGACUUGGGAAGACCCAGGACACAGCGAUAAGCAUACUGGCUGUUGUGGUGACAAUGACCCAAUUGAUGUUUGUGAAAUUGGAAGCAAGGUAUGUGCAAGAGGUGAAAUAAUCAGGGUGAAAGUUCUGGGCAUAUUGGCUAUGAUUGAUGAAGGAGAAACUGACUGGAAAGUCAUUGCCAUUAACGUGGAUGAUCCUGAUGCAUCGAAUUAUAAUGGUAAGACAGUUAAGUCUUUCUAACUUUCUUAGGCCAGA